CACUUCCCAUAUUCACUUCCCUCCCUUCACUUCCUCGUGACCAUCAAUAAAUAUCAUCAAAUCCCCAACUCACACCCUCCCCUUCCCGCCACUAUAAAUAUGAAUCUCCAACGGUCACUUAACCACUCACUCAUCCACAAUGAACACUCUAACUUACUUAGCAACAUUGGCAUCACUAAUAAUCCUCCUAGCACCACCAAAAUCCACUGCAGACUUCACCAUCGUCAUGCCGGACUCUUCCACACUCCUCAACAACCCUCAAACCAUCUUCUCCAAUCAAGCUCGAACCGAUCCAGCCGAACAACAAGCCGUCUAUGACAUCAUGGAGGCGACCGGCAACGGUUGGGCCAAGUCCAUCCCUGAUGUUUGCCGGGGAAGGUGGCACGGCAUCGAAUGCAUGCCGGACUGUAACCACAUUUACCACAUUGUUUCCCUUUCUUUCGGUGCCCUCUCCGACGACACUGCCUUCCCGACAUGUGAUGCUAAAACCUCAACCUUAUCGCCAUCCCUUCUCCGUCUUCCUCACCUUAGGACCCUCUUCUUCUACCGUUGUCUCACCAGCAACCCACAGCCGUUACCAGCAUUCUUAGGCCAGUUAAGCCCCGGCAUUCGCACACUAGUUCUCAGGGAAAAUGGUCAUGUAGGACGCAUUCCUUCUGAACUUGGUAACUUGACAUCACUCAAGAUUUUAGAUCUCCAUGGCAACAAUCUUGGCUCCACCAUUCCUAAAUCUAUUAAGCAAUUAUCAAGCCUACAAUUAUUAGACUUGAGCAAUAACCAACUCACCGGAGAGAUCCCGGAGAUGAGCUUCUCUGGACUCACUGCUUUAGACCUUAGCCAUAACCUUUUUCAAGGCCAGAUACCAAGUAGCAUUAGUAAAUGUGAAUCACUUGUCAAGCUAGACAUGAGCAGGAAUCACCUUACUGGAUCUAUCCCAGAGAAUCUCAGUAACCUCAAGAACUUGAUUCUUCUUGAUCUCAGCCAUAACUGGCUCUCCGGCCCUCUUCCCAACUCCUUCGGCAGCUUAUCGUCUCUCCGGGCACUAGUCCUAACUGGUAACUCAAUGAACUCAACCUUAAUACCAAAAGACUGGUUUCUAGGACUGAAGGAUUUAGAAACAUUAGUGCUGUCCAACAUGGGACUUGGAGGAGCCAUACCUGAGUCAAUGGGGAGGUUAAAGAGUAUCAGAGUAUUGCAUUUAGAUGGCAAUGAACUGAAUGGUUACAUCCCUCAGAGCUUUAUCAACUUGAACAUGCUGAGUGAAUUGAGGAUGAAUGAUAACAGGUUGAAAGGUCCCAUUCCUUUCAGAAGAGAGAUGUUGUGGAGAAUGGGGAGAAAGCUGAGACUUUAUAACAACUCAGGGUUGUGUUAUGAUGUUAAUGGUGGGAGAGAACAUGAAGGUGUGGAUUCCUUGUUUGGUAUUAGUUAUUGUGGGGCUACAACCAGUGGAGGAGGAGAAGGUGUGAAGGAUAAAGAUGCAUUGAGUGCUGGAAAGAGUGGACAGAAGGCAAGGCAUCUUUGGAUGUCUGGUGUUGCUGCUGCUGAUGGUGAACAGAGAAGUCAUGAUUCAAGCUCAUCUGCACCAGCUCAUAACUAUUUUGUUCAGAUGUUUGUCUUGAUGUGUGGUUUGCAACUCUCUGUUUUUUCAUUGUUUCAAUCUUUUUCUUGAAUUUCUUCAAAUGGUGUCAUAA
This is a messenger RNA of Dioscorea cayenensis subsp. rotundata (Guinea yam), 1691 nucleotides long. Its product is annotated as protein TOO MANY MOUTHS-like. NCBI's taxonomy places the organism in Eukaryota, Viridiplantae, Streptophyta, Magnoliopsida, Dioscoreales, Dioscoreaceae. The record is from RefSeq and is a predicted model, not a curated record. Gene Ontology annotation, cellular component: plasma membrane. Gene Ontology annotation, molecular function: protein binding.